This is a messenger RNA of Perkinsus marinus ATCC 50983, 3978 nucleotides long. RefSeq lists its product as hypothetical. The record is from RefSeq and is a predicted model, not a curated record. Gene Ontology annotation, biological process: carbohydrate metabolic process. Lineage: Eukaryota; Perkinsozoa; Perkinsida; Perkinsidae. The transcript is spliced from 35 exons. The coding region runs from base 1 to 3978 and encodes 1325 amino acids. Gene Ontology annotation, molecular function: UDP-glycosyltransferase activity; hexosyltransferase activity.
AUGAUCCGUUCGGGCGUUGUACCGUCUACGGAGCCUUCGUUUGGUGGGGUCUAUGAUAGCGUCUAUCUAGGUGAUAGUCAACGGGAAGUCCCCGACUUGCGGAGGGUAGCGUCAGCUGCUGGUCGUCUAUCGGCAGCGGAGAUGUCGAGGAUAAGUAGAGCUUAUGAGGAUGCUGAUAGUGAAACUAAAGACGUCAAUGCCGGGGAGUAUCUCUUCCUUGGCAACUUCACAAUGCAGUUUUGGAAUGCAUUCAACAAUUGGAAUUUCCGUUAUUGGGUUUACCUCCUUUUCGUUGGUUUCAUCGUCCACACUGUUGAACAUCUUUCGACUUACUUCCUCACCAAAGCCGCAAUACAGCAAGAUGAGGAAUCGGCGCUCAUGUUGGCAUCCCCGUUCGAUACCUGGGUGGGGUAUUUCUACUUCAUAUUUGGCCCAUUGAUGCUCCUCCUCGGAGGCAUCGCCCUACUCCUCAACCCAGCCGUGAAGCAUACACAUACUAUAGUGGCCACAUCGAUAGUAUUGACCCUGGUCAGCGAGUUCGUAUGUGUAGUCGGCAACCCGCACACACUGACCGCAACCAGAGCAAUGCCCAUCCCUAUGGUGCUCUUCCUCGCUUGCAUGAGUACCAGACUAUUCCCAAGUGUCAGCUUCCUUGCUGUCGCGCUCUACAUGAUAGGAGUCGACAUUACUCUAGUUGUGUACAGCUCCUCGAGAGAGUAUGCAGCGCCGUAUACGACUAUGGUAUGGGCCGGAGUACUGUGCCAUUGGUUUGUAUUCGGUUUGUGUUUGGUGGGCAGUAGUAAUCUCCUUAGAUCUCAGUCUGAUCUAUUCUAUUUAAUGAUAGACAGACUGCAGUUCAGAAGGAAUAAGGAUGGUUCCUAUGACCUCGGCAUUCAUGACGUGAGUACUCCUAUGCUGGAUUACUUUGAGGAAAACUAUAAAUCGGCGUAUUCGCUGCAGUUCAGCGCGACGAUGGACGAGAAGAAGCUCGUUGCCGCUAUGAUUUUCGUUGCUGCGGAUUUCCAUGCUGGUCCGCAUGGCAAUACAGCCAACACGGUGUCGGGGGUUGUAGUACAAGUGGUCAGUGCUCUAGUUCUACUUAUGUCAGUUUGUCUGACGGUUAUCUCAUUUGGCAAGCCGCGUCGACUAUUGAUCGCCGCUUUCCUCUUUUUCGUAUCCACCGCAAUGUUUUCCUGCGUGUAUAUUUAUAACUACGGCCGAGCAGCAGAGGAGUGGAGGUCGAACGCCUCGGAUAUGGUACAUUUCGCGCCAGUGAUGGCUCGCACGGUUUGGGCCACUGAUCCGGGCCUAUUCACCAUCAUAGCGAGCCAUGUUAGUAUGUCCCAUAUUGGUGCCUUACCUCUACUAUGCAUUGACGUUAUUGUCACUACUGGUGUUAUUAUAAGUUCGGAAUUCUGGCUGGAGCAUCCGUCACCGUUGUUGUCCAUGGCAGAUUUGAUUAACUUCAUCAUAGUGAUAGCAGUCGGCUCGUACUUAUGCCUGCAGUCGACUCGUAAGUUGAGGGAUCUCCUUGUUCUGCACGCCCGGAAGGAGCCUCUUGAAUGGCAGCAGUUUAUAUGUCUGAGUUUUGACAAUCUCGAUCACGCUGGUGAAGGGGUCAUUGAGACCAGAAUGCAUCGUCUUGAAGUUGUCAUUAACGGUAUUGUGUGUCGUCGUCCAGAUUUGGUGAUGAUGAUGUUCCCUCGACCGGAGGGUAAUAAUAUCCCAAGGAUGAACAUAACAUUAAUUGAUGUUGGCAGCCGUGGGGAUGUUGAGCCGUACAUCGCCAUUUCAAAGGAGCUCAACGCGAUGGGCCAUCAUUGUCGUAUCUGCACUCAUGAUAAGUUCCGAGAUAUGGUUGAGAGAAAAGGAAUAGAGUUCUUCCCAAUGGCCCUUGAUGCCCCGGGCCAUUGGCAACCUGAGGUUCUAAUGCGAUAUGCGGCUGAAAGCCCCUCGUGGAGCCCCGGCUUCCUCAUCAGUCCUCAUGAUAUGUCAUUCGUACUACAACACACCACUGAGAUGAUGCAAUCGUGUCGAUCUCUCUUCUUCUCUCCUGGUUGGGAGAGCGGAAAUGUCGGCGCCUGGGCUGCGGUGAAAAGUAAUCCUGAGAAGCGUUGGGUUACUCACGCCAUGAUUUCCAAUCCUCCAGCGUAUGUCCAUGUUCACAUCGCUGAGAGGCUCGGAGUUCCCUUACACAUGUUCUUCCCAAUGCCCUGGUCACGUACCAAGUUUUUGGGUCAUCCAAUGAGCUCAAAGGAGCUCGAUGACAAUGCAUAUUGGCGUUUUCUAAGCUACAGUUGGUUUGACCAGAUGCAGUGGCAUGGUAUGGCGGCGGCUAUCAACGAGUUCCGAGCGAAGGUGAUGCACAUACCAAAGUUGAGCAUGUGGCACAGCGCUGGGUCCUUAUUGGAGAACUGGGGGGUGCCCUUCUCGUACUGCUUUUCACCGUCUCUGUUCCCGAGGCCCCCGGACUGGGGCCCGAACAUUGAGAUCACGGGUGUGUGUUCGACAGGAAGUGAAGAAAAUGUAACCUAUGAGCCACCCGCUGCUCUUGGUAAGUUCUUGAGAGGCGGGGAUAAGCCUCUUUACAUUGGUUUUGGCAGCAUAGCUGGGGAUCUGUCGGAUAUAUACAAACCCAUCCUAGAGGCAAUAAAGGAUAUCCCCGAUCUCAGAGUUGUCCUCCAGAAGGGAUGGGGGACUCUUAAGGACAUAACCGCUGAGGACUUCAUUCACAUCCCAAACUUGAAGGAUCGAGUUUUCUUCAUUUGUACUCCUCCUGCGAUUUGCCCGAAGUGUGGUAAGAAGCCCGAGGCUCGUUCACAUGACGGCCUAUUCUGUGAUGACUGUGUGGACUCAUCAUCAAUAGAGUAUGCCGAGGGUACCUGGGAAUAUGAUAUACUCAAAGCCCUAGGCCGAGAUAACAUAGCCUUCCUUUCAUCCAUACCACACACUUACCUCUUCCCCAAAUGCUGUGCUGUUAUGCAUCAUGGUGGUGCCGGUACUACCGCUAUGGGAUUGGACUUUGGCCUGCCAACCUCCGUUAUAUCCUUCUUUGGGGACCAAUGGAUCUGGGGUAGCCUAGUCCAACUGCACGGCGCUGGCAAGUUCCUGCGUAGAGAACACGUAGAACCCCAGGCCGUGAAGGCAUGUUUAGAGUUUAGCAUCACUUCUGGUGCUAAGGUGGCGGCUAAGAGGCUGCAGGAGAGUUUCAGAGAGGAGCGUACGCGUGGUAUGGGUGCUCAUGAAGGCGCGUUGGGUUUUCAACGACAAUUACCAUUGGAAUUGGUUACUUGCCCCGUAUGUGCCGUCGCAUUAUCAGAAUCCCAGGGGGUGUUGGUUACUCCAUUAAGGACAGCUGAUUGGGGAAGGACUCGUGGAGGCAUACUCUAUGUUCACUUCGUGCGAGGGCUGAAAGCAGCAACAAGGCUCUUCGUACGGAUGGUCCAAGGUGGCCAGACGGGAGGAGUUAGCGGUUUCCUCAUAGGAGUAGUGGCGGGCCUGCUAGAGUUCGCUGUGUUCAUCGUCUGCGCGCCCUUUGUGUUCGUGCGGGACAGCUGGAGAGUGGCAACGAAGCUAGCUCAAGGCUCGCCAGAUGGUCGACAGCAUGGUGGCCGAGACACCGCAGAUGCCGAGCUCCUCACGGGACUGGUGCUGGUAGACGACCAAGACUAUGGUGACGUACGGGCGUUGCCGAGAUGUAGCAUAGGACCGCGUGAUAGAGUGUUGAAUGAAGAGGAGGUCGCCUGCCUUACUGAGAGGACACAACGAGCGCUGACGGAUCUGGAAAAAAACCGCAACGAUGUACGUGCUAUGGCAGAGGCGGUGUGUAAAUUAUUCGAGCGGCGUGGAGUGGGCGUCAAGCUCACAGCUAAGGCUGCCUAUAGAGAGCCUCUACUUAACUCACAUGAGAAGGCUGUGGCAUUGCCCUACACUACGAGGGGGUAUACCAAGCUCAGGUCAGUCGGCUGCACUAAUUGA